Messenger RNA from Pseudo-nitzschia multistriata, 1809 nucleotides. The record is from the annotation of a GenBank genome assembly. NCBI's taxonomy places the organism in Eukaryota, Bacillariophyta, Bacillariophyceae, Bacillariales, Bacillariaceae.
AGCCGUCCGGUCCAGAGCCUCCCCGUUUCAUCCGAACGAAGCACGAGACGGCAGAUACGAAAAGAUAGAGAGUGGACACGAACGAAUUCAAGCAUCUACGGCACGCCGCGAGACGCCAAAGCAACGCAACGCAACACAACACAUCACAUCACAACGCAACGCAUCACAUCACAACGCAUCACAACACAACAGCAAGAGUGACCUAGCGCAACACAUCACAUCGAAAAACACGACCGACACGAAACCAUCCGGUCGCCAUGGAUCUCUUGGGGAACUACGAUUCGGAUUCGGACUCGGAUUCCGACGGUGGUGGAAAGCCCUCGGCGGUGCCCGCAACCGCCGCAGCUGCACCGGCACGGGGGCUUUCUCUCCCUCCGGCCGCGUCUCCCGCAGCAACAACGGCAACGACAACGGCAACAGCAACGGCAACGACUGCGGCAAAGAAGGGGAGCACAAGGGCGGACCGAACCAAGCGGGUGAUCGGAAGAAAAGUCCUCAAGCUGUCGGCCGUGCUGCCCGAACACAUCCUGAACCAGCUCCAGCUCGCGGGCGGGGGGGGCAGCUCCGGCAGGAAGAACAGAAAGAGCGGCGACGGUACUAACUCCGACUCCGAMUCCGACAGCAGCGAGGACAACCCGGACACCGAUAGCAGCGACGACGAAGACACUGGUGCCCAGAGYCGCAAAACACCUGSGUCCCGACGGAAGAAGGGUGCGAAUCCGGGAGCGAAUCCGGGAAGCACGAAUGCACCGCCCAGAGAUUUUUCCAUAGACAAAGGCCUCAUGGGGCUGCUGAAAGAGUUGUCCAAGUCCGGGUCCUCCUCUCAGCCGAAAAACAAAAAGAUCCUGGGCGGCGGCGCCGAGGAGGGUUCCGGAUCGGCCACCACGGGCGACGAGAAUCCCACGCCGGACACGGAACCAAAGCCGACGCAAAAACCAGGACCAAAACCGAAGAGCGAACCACUGGGCGCCGCGUUUCUUGCCACAACGGUGGAGACCACCACCCGAAAACGGAGGCAGCCGGUGGCGGUGCGAAACAUUCACGACGCAGAAGACUCGGCGGUGAAACCCGAUGCUUCCGUACACGCGUCGGCGUCCGCGUCGGCGUCCCCUCGGACACCUUCCGUCUCGGUCCCCCGACCAUCCGUGGCACCACCACCACCACCCCAACCGCGGGCCCGGGCCGCGUCUUCCAUGGGACGAUCCGCGGCCCCGCAGGUGAGGGGAUCGUCUUCCACAUCCUACAACUCCGGCUCACACCCUGCCAGCCACUAUCGAAUACAACAACAACAACAACAACAACAACAUCAUCAUCACCACCAGCAUCAACAACCACCAGCAACGAAGAAACAAAAGAAACCUCUUUCUCGGAAACGCCAAAUGGAACAAAUGCUUCGCGCCGGAAAACUGGACGAGGUCCGGGGCGACCACGAGGUUCGGGGCGUGGCCCACGUCUACCAGCAGCAGGGGGACUACGCCGCCGCGGUGGCGGCUUCCUCGUCGGCCUCGUCGACCGUCCGGGUGGUUCCCACCAGCGCCUACGACGCGGCGACCGGAACCACCGCCACCAGCACCAGCGUGACGAGCCGCCAGAAGAACAGCAACCAGCUCAACAGCCUGUUGGCAAACGCCGCCUCGCUCGAGAGCCAACGGGCGCAGAACCCCCGCUAUGCGGGCGGGAGCCUCGGUGCGGGGCAGGGGUCCCACAGGGCCACGGCAAAGCGCAGGUAYGGAUGGUAACCUACCGUGCGGKUCGUCGGAGACCGAGMWAGGGUGUAGAAUGGAAAGCCGAUCUAUUGUAUUAUUGCAU